CAAAAAAGACACUAAAUUUUCACUUCUCUUCAUUUAUUACUAUACAAUAUGUAGCAUAAUUUGCAUCAAAUGACAAAAUAGGUUUUGAAAAAAUCUUGCAUAGUACUUUGUUUGUAUAUAAAUUUCGUACUCACUAAUCCGAUUAAUUCAGAUUCACUUUACUUGUCAUUUCUCAAUUUCCAACCCCAAACCUCCAGUUAAGGUGCAUUGCGUAGACUCACUAGGAGAAUAGUGCUUUACUCGUAAUUUCUCAAUGACCUCAAAUUAAGGACAAAAAAAUCUCAUCCCACUACGAUCAUCAGUGUCCUGGAUCAUACCACUACAUAGAAAAAGUUCUUGGGAGUACAUAGCUAAAGAACUUUUUUUUUUUUUUUUAAUCAAGAUGAGUAAUCUUUUCUCCAAGAUUUAUCCACCCUCUUUUGGAGUAAACCAUCAAAAGCUUUACCCAAAUACCAGUACAAUAAGAUGUUGUUCUAAUGAUGUAUUUUUUGGUACAGAACAAAAUGGUUGGAUACUUAGCAGUUUCCCAGAAAAGAACCUAGUACCAUAUCCACCAGGCAUAGUGAAACCACCUAGGCCAAAAAGAAUAAUUCUUGUUAGACAUGGACAAAGUGAAGGGAAUGUUGAUGAAAAUGUUUAUGCAAGAGUUGCUGAUCCUAAAGUUGGAUUGACAGAAAAAGGGGUAGAAGAAGCAGAGGAAUGUGGAAGGAAAAUGAGGGAGAUGAUUGAGAAAGAUGGUGGAGAUGAUUGGAAAGUUUAUUUCUAUGUUUCACCUUAUAAAAGGGGAAUUGAAACAUUGAGAAAUUUGGCUAAGUCGUUUGAACGUUCAAGAAUUGCUGGUGUUAGAGAAGAGCCUCGUUUGAGAGAACAAGAUUUUGGAAAUUUUCAGGACAGGGAACAAAUGAAGAUAGAGAAAGCUGUCCGAGCUCGUUAUGGUCGUUUCUUUUAUAGGUUUCCUAAUGGAGAAUCGGCAGCAGAUGUUUAUGACAGAAUCACAGGGUUCAGGGAAACACUUAGAAGUGAUAUUGACAUAGGAAGAUUUCAACCACCUGGUCAGCAGAGCCCAAACAUGAACUUGGUUAUAGUUUCUCAUGGACUUACACUAAGGGUGUUCUUGAUGAGAUGGUAUAAAUGGACAGUGCAGCAAUUUGAAGGACUCCAUAAUAUGAGUAAUGGGGGCAUGAUUGUCAUGGAAAGAGGCUACGGUGGAAGGUACUGUUUGUCAAUGCACCAUACAAGGGAGGAGUUGCAGAAAUUUGGGAUGACUGAUGAAAUGCUAAUCGACCAAGAAUGGCAAAAGAUUGCGAGGCCAGGUGAACUGAAUUACGAUUGCUUGAUUACUGGACCAUCUUACUUUACUCACAUUGAUGAUGAUGACGACAAGAAUUUUGAGUUGUAAUAUUAUUAAGGGAACAAAAGAGGAGAAACUCUUGAAAGGAAGUUAGAGCUGUUGGAAUUCACAACCAUACUUGGUGAAAAUACAUCAGCUUUCAGAGAGAGUGCUUCGUAUACACCGACAGUAUAAAGAAUUUCACACUACUAGCGUAAUUUUACCUGUUGUAACUUGUGAUCGGUGAUUUACCAUGUUUGCUGACUAUCAAUCCAACAUUCCUGUAAAAAGUUACAUGUAUUUGACUC
Messenger RNA from Lycium barbarum (goji berry), 1638 nucleotides. RefSeq names its product phosphoglycerate mutase-like protein AT74H. The coding region runs from base 383 to 1399 and encodes 338 amino acids. The record is from RefSeq and is a predicted model, not a curated record. Gene Ontology annotation, molecular function: phosphatase activity. The transcript has 5 exons. NCBI's taxonomy places the organism in Eukaryota, Viridiplantae, Streptophyta, Magnoliopsida, Solanales, Solanaceae.